UUAAUUUCUGCGAUUUGUGGGGAUUUCCGUCUCACAUUUCGGAAUAACUCGUGUUCAUAUAAUAUCAAAAGUUGACGUAGUUCAUGCAUAUUGCAUUGGUUUGGUCGGUCUUAACUCACGCUAGCGGAUUUCCUAGCUUUUUCUCCGUCCACAAGCCGGAAUCUGUUCUUAAAUUUCUACUCCAUCAUACCUGCAAUUUUGCAUUUUUUAUUGCAAUUACCACAAAUCUUUCAAGAUGGCAUCCCUUCGUAUCGGUCAAGCUGCUCUUAGAGCAUCCAUUAGAGCUCCAAAAUUCGGUGCAAAAUCCGCUGCCUUUAAUGGCUUGCGAUGCUAUUCAUCGAAAACUCAGGUAUACCCGAAACCUUUCGUCAUGCGCACAAAUCAAUUUUUACUAAUUAUUCUUCACUCCUAGACUUUGAAGGAGCGUUUCGCCGAGCAACUCCCAGAGAAGAUUGAGCAAAUCAAAGCUCUCCGCAAGUAAGAAAAAUCUAUCUUAUCGAUGACCGAAAAACGGCACACAUAGCAUUUAUACAUACUUAUACUCGCAGGGGUUAUGGAAGCAAGGUCGUUGGCGAGGUUACUUUGGACCAAGUCUACGGUGGUGCUCGUGGUAUCAAGUCAUUAGUCUGGGAAGGGUCAGUUCUCGACUCCGAGGAGGGUAUCCGUUUCAGAGGAAAGACUAUUCCAGAGUGCCAAGAACUCCUCCCCAAAGCACCAGGUGGACAAGAGCCUUUGCCAGAAGGUAAGAAAUUAUAUGACAUCCAUUUUCAUGCGCAGUGGCUAAUAUAACCCGAGGUCUUUUCUGGCUCCUUUUGACCGGUGAAGUCCCAAGCGAGCAACAAGUUCGCGAUCUUUCCGCUGAGUGGGCCGCUCGUUCCGACGUACCAAAAUUCGUCGAAGAGCUCAUCGACCGAUGCCCAAGCGAUCUCCACCCAAUGGCACAAUUCUCCCUCGCUGUCACUGCUCUUGAGCACGAGUCCGCAUUCGCCAAGGCUUAUGCUAAGGGAAUGAAGAAGACCGAGUACUGGGGUCACACUUUCGAGGACUCAAUGGAUUUGAUUGCCAAGCUCCCCACCAUUGCCGCCAGAAUCUAUCAAAACGUCUUCAAGGGCGGAAAGGUCGCUGCUGUCCAAAAGGACAAGGAUUACUCCUUCAACUUUGCCAACCAACUCGGAUUUGGCGAGAACAAGGACUUCAUUGAGUUGAUGAGAUUGUACCUCACCAUCCACACCGAUCACGAGGGUGGUAACGUCUCUGCCCACACCACUCACUUGGUUGGAUCUGCUCUUAGCUCUCCAAUGUUGUCCCUUGCUGCUGGUUUGAACGGUCUUGCUGGUCCUCUCCACGGACUCGCCAACCAGGAAGUCUUGAACUGGCUCACCAAGAUGAAGGCUGCUAUUGGUGAUGACCUCAGUGAUGAGGCCAUCAAGAACUACUUGUGGUCUACUCUUAACGCCGGUCAAGUCGUUCCUGGUUACGGUCACGCCGUUCUCCGCAAGACCGAUCCCCGCUACAUGGCUCAGAGAGAAUUUGCCGAGAAGCACUUACCAUCGGGUAGGCCACAGUCGACCACGUGAUUUGGCAAUUUCGAACUAACAAACAUUCACAGACCCUAUGUACAAGCUUGUCAGCCAAGUUUACAAGAUUGCUCCAGGUGUUCUCACUGAGCACGGAAAGAGUAAGUUCAUUCUAUAUUUUGGAUGGCACCCGAGGUUAUGGAGGGGUGGAUGGCCGCCCCGCAUUUCCUUAACCCCUCCCUACCCCUGUCAUACCCCCUCACAUCCAUUUGCCCCGACCAAUUUUGGAAUAUCUUCACUGACUUUAUAUCCUUCUCCUUUACAGCCAAGAACCCAUUCCCUAACGUGGAUGCUGUAAGUUGACAACCAUCCCCAAAGAUCCAUAUGUAAUAACUGACGUUUCCCUAGCACUCUGGUGUCUUGCUCCAAUACUACGGUUUGACUGAGGCCAACUACUACACUGUUCUCUUCGGUGUAUCCCGUGCUAUUGGUGUCCUUCCACAAUUGAUUAUUGACCGAGCUGUUGGAUCCCCAAUUGAGCGCCCCAAGUCCUUCUCCACCGAGAAGUGGGCCGAGAUUGUUGGAGCCAAGUUGUAAAAAGGGUAGUAAAAGAAUUGGAGGUUGAGGGGGAAGUAAAAUUUCUGGUAUAACAUGGGCGCCCUGAAUUAAUGACCUAAAGGAGAUGAGCGGCGCUGACUCGAUAGAACCAACCAUUGUAAAAUUGUAGAACCGUUUUUUUUUUGUUUUUUUUUUCAAAAAGUUGAGUUGAAGGUGCCCUAGAGCAGGAACACGCACUUUUACUUAUCCUCACGAUGUUCCUGUGUACAUUUCAUCAGCCUGCUUUUACUCAAUAAUUGAACUCCACUAUCAAUUAUUUACUUUAUGUGUUACUGAAAUAUCCAG
Messenger RNA from Sclerotinia trifoliorum, 2420 nucleotides. The record is from the annotation of a GenBank genome assembly. Lineage: Eukaryota; Fungi; Ascomycota; Leotiomycetes; Helotiales; Sclerotiniaceae.